Molecule: messenger RNA, 468 nt
Organism: Dufourea novaeangliae
Lineage: Eukaryota; Metazoa; Arthropoda; Insecta; Hymenoptera; Halictidae
Exons: 1
Coding region: 1-468 (155 amino acids)
Biological process (GO): regulation of DNA-templated transcription
Molecular function (GO): DNA binding
Source: RefSeq, a predicted model, not a curated record
AUGGAUUUGAAACGUAAUUCUGUCAUUGCUGCAUAUUUAGCUGGAAAAUCAGUUCCAACUAUCGUUCGUGAGCUCCAGCAUUUGAAUGUGAACAAAAUGUUUGCGCAUCGAACCAUAAAUCGUUACAACGAUACUGGUAGUGUUAAAAAACGCUAUGGUGGUGGACGGAAAAAAACAGCAACUAACGCAGAAAUAGUCCGAAAAGUAAAGAAGAGAAUCGAGCGAAAUCCGAAGCGGAGUGCCAAUAAAAUGGCUAAAGAACUGAACGUGUCGCGUUGGAGCAUCCAACAGAUACUGAAAACUGAACUUCAACUCAAGCCCUACAAAAUACAAAAAGUACAUGACCUCAAUGCAGCGCAGAUGAAAGUUCGAUUGGACAGAGCAAAAGUGUUGAAGCGCUUGGCUGCGAGUGGCGAAAUUCCAAACAUUGUCUUCUCGGAUGAGAAAAUUUUCACCAUUCAUGAGUGA